Colletotrichum lupini is the source of this 561-nucleotide messenger RNA. RefSeq lists its product as uncharacterized. The transcript has a single exon. The annotation marks the transcript as partial. The record is from RefSeq and is a predicted model, not a curated record. Lineage: Eukaryota; Fungi; Ascomycota; Sordariomycetes; Glomerellales; Glomerellaceae.
GGCAGGGUGCCAUUGGCAGCUCAGCUCUACUGCGACUGUGUCAGUAAGAGACUGAGAGCCAGGGAGAGAGGCAAAGUUCCAAAUCUCACUUGCAUCUCGCUGGCCCUGCCAUCUCAACCUCCCCAAGUGCACGGCCGCUGGCAGAGUUAUUCGACCGCCUUAAUGGGCUGCCUAGGCCUACUAGGUCAUCUUCUUGUCGCCCUUCCGCACCCCCUAGCUAGCGGGCGCAACAGCGCCAAGGAUCAUGACCUUGCCCGCUGGACAUCAUCUCGUUGCCUACGAGCUUUGAUGGGGGAUCCAUUAACACAGCUUGCAGCUUUUGAUGCUGCUAUUCCCAUUGGGGAAGUGUUUUUCGAUAUGGAGUGCUCGAUUCGAGUAAAGAGAAAACCAAAGUCCCUAUUCCCAAGCCCACGGGCGUCAAUGGUGCUGCCCGCUCAUAGUGGGACGGGCAAGGGUGAGGAACAUGACUUGAUUCUUGCUUUUCUCCAACAGGUCGAUCAUUCAACACGGUCUACGGAGCUUUGGAGGAUCACUUGCCAUGUGCGUCUCCCCUGCUCUUGA